Molecule: messenger RNA, 447 nt
Organism: Coffea eugenioides
Lineage: Eukaryota; Viridiplantae; Streptophyta; Magnoliopsida; Gentianales; Rubiaceae
Exons: 1
Coding region: 1-447 (148 amino acids)
Biological process (GO): DNA repair; telomere maintenance
Molecular function (GO): DNA helicase activity
Source: RefSeq, a predicted model, not a curated record
AUGGGAAAGAGUAUAGUAGAUUUUGGCUUCUCACUACCAAGUCUAACAAUGCCUUUCACUGCUAUCACAAAAGAAAUUGAAGCAGAAUAUACAAUUCCCAUUUCUGAACAAGAUUUAGCAGCUACAUCUGUACUCAAUCAUGCUCAAAAACAUGCAUUUGAUAGAAUAAUAGAGAAAGUCAAUGCCAAUCUUCCAGCUGCAUUCUUUAUUGAUGGACCUGGUGGUACUGGAAAAUCCUUCUUAUAUAAAGCUCUCCUUUUAACUGUUAGAUCCAGAGGAGAUAUUGCUCUAGCAACAGCAACAUCAUCAUUACUUCCUAGAGGUCGUACUGCCCACUCUCGUUUUAAGAUACCUCUUCAGCAGGAAAUUAAUAGUACCUGCAACAUUUCCAAACAAAGUGCCAUUGGUCAGUUACUUCAAGUUGCAAAACUCAUCAUUUGGGAUUAA